Molecule: messenger RNA, 399 nt
Organism: Tauraco erythrolophus (red-crested turaco)
Lineage: Eukaryota; Metazoa; Chordata; Aves; Musophagiformes; Musophagidae
Gene: TMEM244
Product: transmembrane protein 244
Source: RefSeq, a predicted model, not a curated record
AUGGUAGUUUUCUACACUGUGUAUUAUGUGGUCCUAUCUGUGUGCUUCGCAGUAUUCAAGAUUAAAAUGUUGGAUGGUUUGGCACCUUUUGAUUUUAAGACAAAACCCUCAUGGAUUAACCCAUAUUAUUUAGUUCUUGUGAUAUCAUUGGAAAUAACUUUCUUCAUUUGUGGUCUGCUGUUUGCCUUGGUUGUGGAAGAAUGGGUUUGGGAUUACGCUGUAACAGUUACUAUUAUUCAUAUCAUCAUAACUUCAGCUGUUAUGUCUGAAUUCCCCCUGAUGUUACACUGGUGGCUGGCAUUAGGAUCUGGAGUAAUUUCAAUGAUUUGUGGAGGACAGAUUUUGGCAUACUGCUUGUUCAAAGACAACUUCAUUUACCCGAUUCUAGAUGAUUUUUGA